AUGCCUACUAUCACCGUCGAUAAGACCGCUCUCUUCAACGAGCUGGGCAGAAAGUAUUCAACAGAGGAGUUCGACGAACUAUGCUUCGAGUUUGGCCUUGAACUUGACGAAGAUACCGAGAACUCCGAAAGACCAUUCGUAAACGGCAAGCAAGAAGCCCCGCAACUGAAGAUUGAGGUCCCCGCCAAUCGAUAUGAUCUCAUGUGCAUUGAAGGCAUUGCACUCAUGCUAAAUAUCUUUCGGGGCCGAGCUACCUUGCCUAAAUACCGUCUCGUUACGCCUCCUAAUGGCGAACUUGAACAAAUUAUCGUGAAAGAGGAGACGAUGAAAGUGCGGCCCUAUAUUUCAGGCGCCAUCCUUCGCAAUAUCCGCUUCGAUCAAGCCCGAUAUGACUCCUUCAUCGCCCUUCAGGACAAGUUGCACCAGAAUCUUGCCCGUCAGAGAACGUUGAUAUCUGUUGGAACGCAUGACUUGGAUACAAUUAAAGGACCGUUCACUUAUGAAGCUGUGCCUCCAAAGGAUGUCAGCUUCAUACCUUUGAAUCAGACGAGGAAGAUGAACGGGGAGGAGCUGAUGGAGUUUUAUGAAAAAGAUAAACAUCUCGGAAAAUAUCUGCACAUUAUCCGGGACUCUCCAGUGUACCCUGUUGUUUACGAUGCAGACCACGUUGUCUGUUCCCUCCCACCAAUCAUCAACAGCGACCACUCGAAAAUCACUUUAAACACAAAAAAUGUUUUCCUCGAGUACACUGCGCUUGAUAAAACAAAGGUUGAAAUCGUAAACAAUAUCCUAGUUGCUAUGUUCUCUCAGUAUACCUCUGAGCCUUUUACGGUUGAACCCGUGAGAAUAGUAUCAGAGCACAACGGCGAAACUCGCGAGACCCCCAAUCUAAACCCCCGCCACACCCAAGCCAGUAUAUCCUAUAUUAACCAAUGCUGCGGCUUAUCCCUAUCCACCACUGAAAUCUGCAACCUCCUGAAACGAAUGGCAUACUUUGCUGAGCCAUCCAAAACAUCACCAGACCUUAUCGACCUUGAGGUUCCUGUGACCCGUGCUGACGUCCUCCACCAAGCUGAUAUUAUGGAAGACGUGGCCAUCGCCUACGGCUUUAACGAGUUACCCCGAUACUUUCCCAGCAAAUCGGGCACGAUCGCACAACCCCUCCCCGUCAACAAGCUCACCGAUAUCAUCAGAACAGAAGCCGCAAUGGCUGGUUGGUCUGAAGUCAUGCCACUAAUCCUGUGUUCGCAUGACGAGAACUUCGCCUGGUUGAACCGCAAGGACGACGGGAACACUGCAGUUAAACUUGCAAACCCGAAGACGGUCGAGUUUCAAGUCGUUCGCACGAGCCUGUUACCAGGUCUUUUGAAAACUAUCAGUGAAAACAAACACCAUGCUAUCCCUAUGAAGAUCUUUGAAGUCAGCGAUGUCGUGUUCAAAGACCUAUCCCUUGAACGCAAGAGUAGGAACGUGAGACAUUUCGCUGCAGCUUGGUAUGGGAAGACGAGUGGGUUUGAAGUUGUGCAUGGUCUGCUUGAUAGAGUUAUGGCGAUGCUCAAAACUGCGUUCAUAAUCGGCGAGGAAGGUCUUAAUAAUCCUGCGAUGAGCUAUGCGACAUACUGGAUAGAGGAAUUGGAAGAUCCUACAUAUUUCCCCGGACAUGCUGCUUCCAUACACGUCCGAAUUUACGGGAAGGAUCACGUGAUUGGAUCCUUCGGUAUCUUGCAUCCAACAGUGCUUGAAAACUUUGAGUUGAAGUAUCCCGUCAGCACGUUGGAGAUUAAUAUUGAGGCUUUCCUAUAA
This is a messenger RNA of Paracoccidioides brasiliensis Pb18, 1803 nucleotides long. RefSeq names its product phenylalanine-tRNA ligase, beta subunit. Gene Ontology annotation, molecular function: phenylalanine-tRNA ligase activity; magnesium ion binding; RNA binding. The transcript is spliced from 8 exons. Gene Ontology annotation, cellular component: phenylalanine-tRNA ligase complex; cytoplasm. Gene Ontology annotation, biological process: phenylalanyl-tRNA aminoacylation. The record is from RefSeq and is a predicted model, not a curated record. Bases 1 to 1803 code for a protein of 600 amino acids.